CCCCGGAUGAUGGCGGUACCAGCUUUCUGCUAGAAGGCAACAUCCUGCCUCGCAGAAGCUGGCGGGCACCGUGCCCGCCACGGUCGGUCUCCCGGGCACUGGGCCACCGCCCCACCCCCUGUCCUCGGACAUGGAGCCAGAGCCAGCGGCUCAGAAGCAGCCCCGGCCGCGGAGGAGAAGCCGCAGGGCCUCAGUGCUCUGCGAGGACCGAGCCGCAGGGCCUCCGACCGACACACCCGGGCCGGCGGCGGACGGGAGAUGCUCCCUUCGGAGAGGCAGCUCCUUCACGUUUUUAACACCUGGCCCUCACUGGGACUUCACUUUGAAAAGAAAGCGAAGAGAGAAAGAUGAUGAUGUUGUAAGCCUUAGCAGCCUUGAUCUGAAGGAACCAAGCAAUAAAAGAGUUCGGCCUCUAGCUCGGGUCACAUCCUUGGCAAACUUAAUCUCUCCCGUCAGAAAUGGAGCAGUCAGGCGCUUUGGUCAAACCAUACAGUCAUUUACCCUUCGUGGUGACCAUAGAUCCCCAGCCUCUGCCCAGAAGUCAUUCAGCAGGUCUACGGUCCCAACACCCACCAAGAGAAGAAGUAGUGUGCUAUGGUCGGAGAUGCUAGACAUCAGUAUGAAGGAGUCCCUGACCACUCGAGAGAUCAAACGUCAGGAGGCAAUAUAUGAAUUGUCCCGAGGCGAACAGGACUUAAUCGAGGACCUCAAGCUUGCUAGGAAGGCCUACCAUGAUCCCAUGUUAAAGUUGUCUAUCAUGUCAGAAGAGGAACUCACACAUAUAUUUGGUGAUUUGGACGCUUACAUACCUCUGCAUGAAGAUUUGUUGGCAAGAAUAGGAGAAGCAACCAAGCCUGAUGGGACAGUGGAACAGAUCGGUCACAUCCUCGUGAACUGGUUACCAGGCCUGAAUGCCUACAAAGGCUACUGUAGUAACCAGCUGGCAGCCAAGGCUCUUCUGGAUCAGAAGAAACAAGACCCAAGAGUCCAGGACUUCCUCCAGCGCUGUCUGGAGUCUCCCUUCAGUCGAAAACUAGACCUUUGGAGUUUCCUGGAUAUCCCUCGAAGUCGCCUUGUCAAAUACCCUUUACUGUUAAAAGAAAUCCUUAGACACACGGCAAAAGACCACCCAGAUGUUCAGCUGCUGGAGGAAGCAGUAUUGAUAAUACAAGGAGUUCUUUCUGACAUCAACUUGAAGAAAGGUGAAUCCGAGUGUCAGUAUUACAUCGACAAGCUGGAAUACCUGGACGAGAAGCAGAAGGACCCCAGGAUCGAAGCGAGCAAAGUGCUGCUGUGCCAUGGGGAGCUGAAGAAUAAAAGUGGCCAUAAACUGUACAUUUUCCUGUUUCAAGACAUCUUGGUUUUGACUCGGCCCGUCACACGAAAUGAGCGUCACUCUUACCAGGUUUACCGGCAGCCAAUCCCUGUGCAGGAGCUGGUGCUGGAAGACCUGCAGGAUGGAGAUGUGCGCAUGGGUGGUUCCUUCCGAGGGGCUUUUGGCAACUCAGACAAAGCUAAAAAUAUCUUUAGAGUCCGCUUCCAAGACCCCUGUCCAGGCCAGUCCCACACACUACAGGCCAAUGACGUGUUCCAUAAGCAGCAAUGGUUCAACUGUAUUCGCUCUGCCAUGGCCCCUUUCCAGCGGGCUGCCAGCCCCCUAGAGCUGCAGGGCUUGCCAGAGCUGCAUGAAGAGUGUGAGGAGAACAACCCCCCAGCUGGGAAUCUCCAAGCCCAGCGAAGGUCGUCCAUGGUUCCGGGGCUCAUGCAGGUAGACAGUGAAAGUGCGCUGGAAUGUGGCUCCAGCGUGCAGACAGAAGACACCAAGAGCGGGAAGGCACACCGAGCACAGCCUGGCUUGCGGAGAGCAAGGGACAAAGCCCAGUCAGGUGGCAACAGGAAAGAGACUCUGGUGUAAAUGUGUGUUCUCUGGCGGAAGGCUGUUUAUUUAUAAAUUUGUACAGUUUUUUCUUGUAAUGGGAGCAUCCUAGGGUUACUCUGUACCAGCUGUAAUGUGUUCAUGGUUUGGGAUUCUCUCUCUCUCUUACUCUCUCCCCCUCCCUCCCCCUUGUUAUUGUCAUUGUCGUUGUUGUUAAUGGCAGCUAAAGAUAUACAGAUUACUGUUAAAUUGCAGACUUUAAAGAGGUAUUUUCAUGGAUUAUUUGGAACAUACCAACCUGGUAUUUUUUAUCAGAAGAAAUAUAUAUGAAACCAGUGUUGUCCUGACUCUGGGUUCACCUUGACUUCCCAAUUGCAACCAAAUGUGAUAUUUACAGUGUUUGCCAAACUUAGUUUUGUAAAUGCUGAAAUUCUAUCAGUGUUCCUUGUUAAACCUCAAAUGAUGAAUGAAACUUUAAUAAUGACACCUACAAUCUACAUAGAAGAUUUUUGAGUUUGAAAUAUUUCCACAUUUACAGUGAAGCACUGCUUCCUUGGAAAGCAGUCACCAAGCUUGGUGUGUUUUCCGUUUUGUCAACUGGAAUGCCUUGUGUCAGGUUCUCACCUCACAUUCCUCAGUUCUCAUUCAUUUAUUCUGCCAACUAUUUAAUUUUUUUAUUGUAAAGUAGUUUUUAGUAUUUGCUUUUAUUUUUUUACGUUGAUGCCUUUUUAAAAAUUGGCAUGUCCUUAAAGUUUUUCUUUCUGAUUAAAGUAAGUGUGUGUGUGUGUGUGUGUGUGUGUGUGUGUGUGUGUGUGAUCGUAUUAAUUUUACUAAGUGAAACCAAGCCAUAAUGUUGAGCCAAUUAAGAAAACUGCAGUUUUUACAAUGUAUCAUGUCAGGGUAGUAAAGACCCAUGGGAUGACUUAGUGUACUCUAGACUACUGAGAGGAACCACAAGAAGGACUUUGGUGAAAGUUUUCGUGUUGUGUGGAAAGCAGGAGAAGGCAGGAGACUGGAAUAGUGAAGAGAAGGGAAGGGAAAGAGGAGUCGUCUAAAGUAAAUGUCUGGCUGGGCCAGAGGAGCAGAGGGUGACAGGAAAAGUCUGACCUGAGGGUGUGUAGGAAGUUGUAGAAGGCCAGAGGGGGUGCGAACUGUAUUUGCUUUGGUUUCUCAUACCUGCAAAUACUGAAUUUGAAAAGAAACCGUAAAAUGUGUUGGAAAUUUGACUAUGUUAGGUUAAUUCUGGUUGGAUUUCUUCGUUUCAAAAAGAAGGUGGUGAUUCUUCACUGCAAAAUGUUUGUAUUAGAAAUGUGGUCAUGCUUUUGAGGGAGGAGGACUGAGGUCCCAUGUAAGCCCAGAUUUAAACUGGCGAUCAGUUCAAGUCAUUGUUAACCAUUCUGUGAAAUAUAUCUCCAGUGAAAAUGAAAAUUGGAAAAGGCUGUAAAUAGAACAAUCAAAUGAUUUCUUUGUAUAAAUGAAUUAUACAAUUAAAAAAAGCACACACAUAAUAACCCAAAA
Messenger RNA from Microtus oregoni (creeping vole), 3394 nucleotides. It is a transcript of the gene Net1, whose product is annotated as neuroepithelial cell transforming 1. Lineage: Eukaryota; Metazoa; Chordata; Mammalia; Rodentia; Cricetidae. Gene Ontology annotation, molecular function: guanyl-nucleotide exchange factor activity. The transcript has 12 exons. Bases 131 to 1915 code for a protein of 594 amino acids. The record is from RefSeq and is a predicted model, not a curated record. Gene Ontology annotation, biological process: positive regulation of Rho protein signal transduction; intracellular signal transduction.